This is a messenger RNA of Metopolophium dirhodum (rose-grain aphid), 441 nucleotides long. RefSeq lists its product as uncharacterized. Bases 1 to 441 code for a protein of 146 amino acids. The transcript has 2 exons. Lineage: Eukaryota; Metazoa; Arthropoda; Insecta; Hemiptera; Aphididae. The record is from RefSeq and is a predicted model, not a curated record.
AUGGACCAAGAAGGGUUUGAAACUUUACUUGAGCUAGUUAGGCCCAAAAUAGAAAAACAAGACACUAUUAUAGCAAUCCCUGCAAGUCAGAGACUUUCUGUGACAUUAAGAUAUCUAGCGUCUGGCAUGGAUUUGGAAGAUUUGAAGUUUAUGUGUGCUAUUGCCCCUCACACUUUGGAAGGCAUCAUAAUGGAAACCUCUGAUGCAAUAAUCGAAACAUUAAAAGAUAAUAUACAGGUACCAAAAACUGAAGUGGGUUGGAAACAACUAGCUGAGAAUUUUGAAGAACUUUGGAACUUUCACAAUUGCAUUGGUAGUGUAGAUGGCAAACAUAUAUUGAUUAAAAACCACCCAAUUCUGGUUCUUAUUACUACAACUACAAAAGUACUUUCAGUAUUGUUCUCAUGGCUAUUGUCAAUGCGAAAUAUCAGUUUAUUGUAG